CGCAUGCGCGGCUGAGCGAGUGGCUGGCUGGAGGAGAGGCUCUUCUUGUGUGGCGGGACGAUUAAAUUAUAGCGUCGCAGAACUGAACAUGAGACGAUCAGCAGCUCCAAGUCAACUGCUAGGGAAUUCAGCCAAAAAGCCAAGGUUUAUACCUCCAGCAAAAACUCAUACGGUGUCCCUAAAUAAAGAAUCUGGACAAUCAGACCCAGAAAUUAAAAUAGCUGAGGUGAAUGAGGGACAAUUGGAUGGCUCAACAUCUGUAAAUAUUUGUUCUGCAACUUCUGGCUUCACUUCUACGGUGGCUGUGAAAUCUGAUCAAGGCAAAUUUUCCUCUCAGAAAAAUAAUGAGGAGAACUGUCAUUUGGAAACAGGAGCAAAAUCAGUAUAUAGAACUAAAACAGGUCCAGUGUGGGUGGCCAGGGCAGAAAUAGCAGGGCAGCAAGAGGAGCCCAGCUGCCUUACGAAAUACUUCAGCGUAGUAUGGUGCAAGGCCUCAAAGAAGAAACACAAGACGUGGGAAGGGGAUGCUGUUCUGAUUGCGAAAGGGAAGUUAGUGACAUUAAAGGAUAUGGAAGGCAAAGACAUUGGAAGAGGCACAGGAUACAAAGCCAAAGAUCUGGAAAAUCUUGAUGAAGGCCAAACUCUGAUGAUUGGAGGCAAAGAAAUCGAGGUGAUGGGUGUGAUUCCAGAAGAGGACUUCAGAAGUGGGAAGUGUUUUCAGUGUGGUGUGGCGACAGCAGAGGAUGUUUGGAAUUGCUCACAAGCUACAGUGAAGCCAUUCUGCCACCCUCUCAAAACCAACACAAAAGGAAAUUUGCCCAAAGUCUCCCAAAACUAUAAACCACGUCAUGAUCCAUGCACACCAAAUUCCUUGGUCAUGCCACGCCCAUCCCCAAGUCACCAACGGAUGUUCAAUAAGUCAGGCUUGCCCACUGUGGAUGUUGUCAUGGACCCUUACAUUGUAAACCAUCUUCGACCUCACCAGCGAGAAGGAAUUAUAUUUCUUUAUGAAUGCAUGAUGGGAAUGAGAGUGAGCAGUAGAUUCGGAGCUAUUCUUGCAGACGAAAUGGGCUUAGGGAAAACUCUCCAGUGCAUUGCUCUCAUCUGGACUCUCCUGCGGCAAGGGCCAUAUGGAUGCAAGCCUGUAAUGAAACAGGCCCUGAUAGUCACUCCUGGGAGUCUGGUGAAGAACUGGGGAAAGGAAUUUCAAAAAUGGCUGGGAAAUGAAAGAAUCAAGGUGUUCUUAGUUGAUCAGGAUCACAAAGUGGAAGAGUUUAUCAAUUCCCCCCUUUAUCCAGUCCUGAUCAUUAGUUAUGAGAUGCUUCUACGCUCCUUGGAUCAAAUUCAGAAGAUAGAUUUCAGCCUUGUAAUCUGUGAUGAGGGACAUCGUUUGAAAAACAGCUCCAUUAAGACAACCACUGCCCUUGCCGGCCUGUCUUGUGAGAGGAGAAUUCUUCUUACUGGUACUCCGGUACAGAAUGAUCUGCAGGAAUUUUAUGCCUUAAUAGAGUAUGUAAAUCCUGGAAUACUUGGUCCUUUGUCUGCAUACAAAAAAGUGUAUGAAGAACCAAUUAUCAGAUCCCGAGAGCCUUCAGCAACAAAGGAGGAAAUUGACCUGGGAGAGAGAAGGGCAGCAGAGCUCACUCGCCUGACUGGACUCUUCAUUCUUAGAAGAACCCAAGAUGUCAUCAACAAAUUUCUCCCUCCUAAAAGCGAGAGCAUCCUUUUCUGCCGUCCAACAGCGUUGCAGCUCAAUCUCUAUCGAAGGCUGCUGAGCUCUCAGGUUGUUAGAUCUUGCCUGCAAGGCGGUCUAGAAAACAGCCCACAUUUAAUCUGUAUUGGAGCUCUGAAAAAGCUUUGCAACCAUCCCUGUCUUCUCUUCAAGGCAAUGAAGGAGAAAGAGUGUGAUCCCACAGGUGAUGAGCAAGAGAGACAGAACGUCUAUGAGGGGUUGCUUGAUAUUUUCCCUCAAGGCUAUACUCCAACCGAUUUCUCCCAGACCGACUCUGGGAAGCUGAAGGUGUUCACGCAGCUGCUGGCAGCAAUCCAUGAACUCAGCCCUUCCGAAAGAGUUGUUGUGGUAUCUAAUUACACACAGACACUGAAUUUAUUACAAGAGGUGUGUAUACGUUACGGCUAUUCCUAUACAAGACUUGAUGGCAACACUCCUGUCUCCCAGCGACAACAGAUCGUUGAUGGUUUUAAUAGUAAAUUCUGCCCAGCUUUUAUCUUUUUGCUGAGUUCGAAGGCUGGCGGUGUGGGUCUGAACCUGGUCGGAGCGUCCCAUUUGAUCCUAUAUGAUAUUGAUUGGAAUCCAGCCACUGAUAUUCAGGCAAUGGCCAGAGUGUGGAGAGAUGGACAGAGGCGUACGGUGCAUAUUUACAGGCUGCUAACGACAGGCACAAUAGAAGAGAAAAUCUAUCAGAGGCAGAUCAGUAAGCAAGGCCUCUCGGGGGCUGUUGUAGACUUUUCCAAGGGAUCAGAACACAUCCGUUUUUCUGUUGAAGAACUUAGAAAUCUCUUUAUACUGCAUGAAGAUUCCACCUCCGUCACCCACGAUCUGCUGGAGUGUCAGUGUAUGGGCAAGAAAGAGGCUCAAGAUUCUUCAGGAAAGCUUUCUGUACGACAUGACUGCCAGCUUGGCCAAAGCAAUAUGAAAUCUUCCUCCAAAAAACCCUUAUCUAUGUCACAACUGAUACAGUGGAAACACUUUUCUGUGGAUUGUGAAAAUCUCCCUGAUCCUUUCCUGGAAAGAGUAAAAGAAAAUGUUACCUUCAUUUUCCAAAAUGCGACCAGCUGAGAAUGCCACCUAAGCAGAGCCAGCCAGUUGCUUCUCUCCUUAGUCACAAUGGACUUUUGUCUUCUUUUUUAAAGCAAAAUUAAACAGUAGGAUUAUUAAUAAUUAUAGGAUUAUUGGGGAAUUAUGAAGA
Messenger RNA from Elgaria multicarinata webbii, 2930 nucleotides. It is a transcript of the gene RAD54B, whose product is annotated as RAD54 homolog B. Bases 89 to 2800 code for a protein of 903 amino acids. Gene Ontology annotation, cellular component: nucleus. The transcript has 15 exons. Lineage: Eukaryota; Metazoa; Chordata; Lepidosauria; Squamata; Anguidae. The record is from RefSeq and is a predicted model, not a curated record. Gene Ontology annotation, molecular function: ATP-dependent chromatin remodeler activity; ATP binding; DNA translocase activity. Gene Ontology annotation, biological process: double-strand break repair via homologous recombination; reciprocal meiotic recombination.